This is a messenger RNA of Bipolaris maydis ATCC 48331, 720 nucleotides long. Its product is annotated as DASH complex subunit Duo1-domain-containing protein. Gene Ontology annotation, cellular component: DASH complex; mitotic spindle. The record is from RefSeq and is a predicted model, not a curated record. NCBI's taxonomy places the organism in Eukaryota, Fungi, Ascomycota, Dothideomycetes, Pleosporales, Pleosporaceae. Gene Ontology annotation, biological process: mitotic cell cycle.
AUGGAUCCACCAAAUCUCGGCGCGCUGCACCUCUCCGACUCCGACACGGACGGCGACGCGUUGUUCGACACCCCCGCAGCGCGCAAAACGAACAAGACAAAAGAUGUCGAAAGCGAGGCAGAAGGCACCACCGGCUCCAGGCCACGCGCAAAAGAGUCACAUUAUACUGCCGAAGAGGCGCGAGAGGAGGCUUUGCGCAGGGAGCUAGAGAGCAUACGAAACGUGAACAAAGUCAUUGAGGGUGUCAUUGAGAGCCUACAAAAGGCCAAAGACAACAUGGCUACCGUGGCCCGCACUGUGCAAAAUGCAUCCACCCUACUGCAGACAUGGACCCGCAUCCUGUCGCAAACUGAACACAACCAGCGCCUUAUUCUAAACCCACAAUGGCAAGGCGCGUCACAAGAUCUAGUUGAUAUCGAAGAAGAGCAAGCGCAUCGUCAGCAGGCUGCACAACGUCGCGCAGCUGAAGAGCAGGCACGGAGAGAAGCGGCAGCCAGGAAGAUUGAAGAAGACCGUCAACGGGCCGAAGCUGCAGCAAAACCAGGCACGCGGGGCAGGGGCAGGGGCCGACCGCGGGGUGCUUCGACAUCGUCUACAGGAAAUUAUGUCGGAGUAGGCGGGCAGGGAGGACGAGGUAUCAGCCGCAGCGAUUCUACUAGGGGCAGAGCCGGCAGUGGCAUAGGGCGGGGACUGCGUGGCCGGGGACGAGGUCUGGGCUAA